Callorhinchus milii (elephant shark) is the source of this 2707-nucleotide messenger RNA. RefSeq names its product neuropilin (NRP) and tolloid (TLL)-like 1, like (gene neto1l). The record is from RefSeq and is a predicted model, not a curated record. Gene Ontology annotation, molecular function: protein binding. Bases 458 to 2098 code for a protein of 546 amino acids. Lineage: Eukaryota; Metazoa; Chordata; Chondrichthyes; Chimaeriformes; Callorhinchidae. The transcript is spliced from 10 exons.
GUGUUUUUUUUUAAAAAAAAGGAUUUUGUUAAAUAAGGCUUUGAAGGAGGAGUAAUUCCCCUUUUGUACGGCGGCUCCCAGAAGAUUGCAAAGGUGGAGCGAUCAGAGGGCUGAUGACGGACCUAUUAAUCCCUUUAAUGCAUCAAAAGAAGCGAGGGAUCGUGGAAACGUUUGUGUGGAAAUCAUGGGAAUAUUGUGAUCUGCCCGAGGCUCUGGGCGAAACUGGUGAUUAGUUUUUGGGGUUGAGUUUUUUUUGAAAAAAAAGACUCCCCUGGAUUUUUCCCCCCCCCCUCUCUCCUCUCCCCCCCGUUGUUUUACACCGACUUGGAACGUGGGUGAUCUUGUUUUCUCUGCUUUGAUCCCGAACCCCCAUCCCAUCUCUCAUCACUCCUGUUAGCCACGUUAUAGCUUAAAUGGAAUUAGUUUGGAUUGGAGCCCCUUUGCAUAAGAAUCAGACAUGGUCCAAGGGCAUCGCCUCGGAUUGCUUCACGUUGUAUCAAGUCUCAUCCUACUCGGUCUGUGUGUGGCAACAAAAAAGGAUUCAGACAAAACAAGGUCUUCAGAACGACAGAAGCCGGUGCAAUGUGGUUCCUGGAUCAAGAAUCCCAAUGGUGGUUCCUUCACUUCUCCCAACUACCCAAGCAUGUACCCUCCUGACCAAGAGUGCAUAUACAUUAUAGAAGCUGCUCCAAGACAAAGUAUUGAACUUUACUUUGAUGAAAAGUAUUCUAUAGAACCUUCUUGGGAGUGCAAGUUUGACCAUAUUGAGGUACGAGAUGGACCUUUUGGGUUUUCUACUGAAAUUGGACGUUACUGUGGUCAGCAAAUUCCACCUUUUAUAACAUCAUCUGGCAGAUUUUUAUGGAUUAAAUUUUUUGCUGAUGGGGAACUUGAAUCUAUUGGAUUCCUGGCAAGAUACAACUUUAUACCAGAUCCUGAAUUUGCACAUCUUGGUGUUCUGAAACCAUUGCCAGUGUGUGAGUUUGAAAUGGGAGGACCUGAGGGGAUCAUUGAAUCACUGCAAAUCGUGCAGGAAGGAAAGGCUAACUCCAUCGAGGCAGUCGAUUGUAAAUGGUACAUUCAAGCACCACCGAAAUCCAAGAUCUAUUUGAGGUUCCUUGACUAUGAAAUGGAAAAUUCAAAUGACUGUAAGCGCAAUUUUGUGGCAAUCUAUGAUGGGAGCAGCUCAGUGGAAGAUCUGAAAGCCAAGUUCUGCAGCACUGUAGCCAACGACCUGAUGCUCGGCACAGGAUUUGGGGUUAUCCGAAUGUGGGCUGAUGAGGGCAGUCGGAAUAGUCACUUCCAGAUGCUUUUCACAUCCUUCCGAGAGCCCCCUUGUGAUGCCAACACUUUCUUUUGCCACAGCAACAUGUGCAUUAAUGACACUUUGGUCUGCAAUGGAGUUCAGAACUGUGUGUAUCCCUGGGAUGAAAAUCAUUGCAAAGAGAAAAGAAAAGCAAGCCUGCUGGACCAGCUUACCAACACCAGUGGGACUAUAAUCGGGAUCACCUCUUGCAUUGUGAUUAUUCUCAUUGUUAUCUCUGUUAUAGUUCAGAUCAAACAGCCUCGCAAAAAAUUCAUCCAAAGAAAACCAGACUUUGACCAAACAGUUUUUCAGGAGGUUUUUGAGCCCACACACUAUGAACUCUGCUCUCUUAAAGGGAAAGGGGCAGCAGCUGAUCUGGGGGACAUUGUAGAUGAUUUUGAGAAUUACCAUAAACUGAGGCGAUCGUCUUCUAAAUGCAUCCACGACCAUCACUGUGGUUCCCAGAUGUCUAGCAUUAAAGGUAGCCGUAGUAACCUCAGCACCCGCGAUGCCACUAUCCUCUCAGAGAUACAGCCGCAACCAGUGAAGCCUAGCGUCCAGCCUAUGAGCAGGCGGAGUAUCCUCGUCAUGAAGCACAGCUACUCACAGGACGCAGCAGAUGCAUGUGAUAUUGAUGAAAUCGAAGAAGUCCCGACUACGAGCCACAGACUGUCCAGAAAUGAUAAGUCUGUCCAGCGAGGGAUGCCCGUGAGGCUGGAAGAGAAUGACAGUGAUGAUUGUGAAAUGCAGCAAGAAAGGCAAACGGGACUUUACUUCCUCCACCACUGUUAAAAGUGCUGCCUCCAGGCCACUAACAUGACUAUCACAUUCUCAGGCUCAUCACCACAAUCAAAAUCCAUCAUGCACAUUUUAAAUGCAGAAGAAAAAGUUUAAAAAAAUCUAAGUGCCUGUUCCCAUAUGCAUCGACUGACAGGAAUUUGGCUUGGAUAACUAGCAGAGUUUUAACAAAUGCAAACUUUAAAAUUAAAAUGUCUGUUAGGUGAAAAAGCAUCUGGCUGACAGACGUUACUGGUAAUAGUUUCAGAAAUUGCUGUAAUUAUUUCCUAGUGGUGAGAUUUCCUACCGCAAUGUGAAAUGUACGUAGCUUGGCCCAAAAUGUGUUAAUUGCUGGAUCCAUCACACAGCAACUAUGUGGGUUUGAAAUACAAGUCCACUGAAAUCACGUCAGCUUAUUUUCACUGUGUUUUUCAUCAGGUACGGCAAGUUUCUACUGACAAAAGUGCAAUUUAUGUCAUUUUGAAAAUUAAACUCAGUCAAUUUUCCAAGUAAAAACUUGCUUAAUGGGCCCAGAACAUCCAAAUCAGCCUUCUUACUGUCAGGUUAGGUUUCUAUUGCUAGAUUUGUUUGUUUCCAAAAUGAACACUCAUUUUACCUAUGACC